This is a messenger RNA of Schistocerca gregaria, 1354 nucleotides long. Its product is annotated as carboxypeptidase B-like. The transcript is spliced from 8 exons. The coding region runs from base 122 to 1264 and encodes 380 amino acids. The record is from RefSeq and is a predicted model, not a curated record. NCBI's taxonomy places the organism in Eukaryota, Metazoa, Arthropoda, Insecta, Orthoptera, Acrididae. Gene Ontology annotation, molecular function: metallocarboxypeptidase activity; zinc ion binding. Gene Ontology annotation, biological process: proteolysis.
UCACACGUGCUAUAUGCGUCUUACUCUGCGCUUAGCCUAAGGGUCGUUGUCUGAAGUCGAGUACACGACUGGCGGAAGAUUUAGGAGCGCGACGCCUUCAUUCUGCGUUGCGCGCUCUGUGAUGAUAGGGUCGACUAUAAAUACCGCCAUAUGUCGCCAACAGCGCCAUAGACACACACAGCAGACUGCGAUGCACGGUUCUGGACUGCACCUUCUUCCGCUGGCGGCGCUGCUGGCAUCGGCAGCGGCCGCCUUCUCCUACAGGGGUGUCCUCCAGAAAGAGCUGAACCACCAGCAGGUGAAGACUGGGACUGCUGUUGGUGGCCAAUCAGGGAUAUCAUUCACGGAAUACCACCGCUACGACGAGAUCCGGCGGUACCUCUCAGACUUGGCAUCGAACUAUCCCAGCUUGGUGACGGUGCAGUCCAUAGGCCAGACUUACGAGGGUCGGCCCAUCGAUAUGAUCCAGGUGUCGUCUGGAAAUGGUGCCAACAGCUCCGCACCAGUCAUCCUGGUGGACGCGGGCAUCCACGCCCGCGAGUGGAUCGCGCCUGCAGCAGCUCUCUACGUCAUCCAGCAGCUGGUCGAGAAUGCGACGCAGAGCGCUCUUGCAGACAGCAUCGACUGGCACGUCAUACCGGUGCUCAACCCUGAUGGAUAUGAGUACACCUUCACAACGGAGCGACUGUGGAGAAAGACGCGAUCUCCAACAUCUGGUGAAUGCGUAGGAGUGGAUGCGAACAGGAACUUUGACUUCCAUUGGAUGGAGGUAGGUGCUAGUGACGACCCGUGUUCGACUACCUACGCAGGUGCUGAAGUUUUUUCCGAGCCCGAAACGAGGGCUCUGAGGGAUUACAUUCUGGCGAACGCCGAUCGCAUCAAGCUUUAUCUGACGUUCCACAGCUAUGGACCUCUGAUACUUUACCCGUGGGGAUACACCACCGAGCCGCCUGAAGACUGGGAAACACUGGACGCGCUGGGGAGACUCGCCAACGCCGCGCAGGUAGCAGCCGGAGCUCCCAACUACACAGUGGGGACUUUCGCGGGCGCCAUGUACGCAGCCGCCGGCACCAGCGCUGACUGGGCGAAAGCGGUGGGGGGUGUGGCGCUGUCGUACACACUGGAGCUUCCAGAGGGCGGCGACGCCGGCUUCGACCCCCCCGCGUCCGACAUCGUUGGCAUCGUGACGCCCUUCUUCGAAGCGGUCCGAGCUUUUGGUCAGUACGUCGCCGACAACUUCGGGAGGAGCCGCUUGAGUGCUUGACUGAACAGCUCCGUGUGGUGCAGGUGUUCUCCCCUACAAGUUGCACAAAAAUUUGCCAAUAAAUAUAAUAAAUAUAUGUGAUAUAAAAAA